Pollicipes pollicipes is the source of this 2459-nucleotide messenger RNA. RefSeq lists its product as uncharacterized. The record is from RefSeq and is a predicted model, not a curated record. NCBI's taxonomy places the organism in Eukaryota, Metazoa, Arthropoda, Thecostraca, Pollicipedomorpha, Pollicipedidae. Bases 131 to 1189 code for a protein of 352 amino acids. The transcript has 2 exons.
CACCGACUCGGAAACGUUUCGCAACAUCGCCGGGGCCGAGCUGGAGUUCCCCGACGAGCUGUUCGAUGACGUGUCCGAGUCGGCCAAGGACUUCAUCCGGCGAUGUCUGCCCAAGCAGCCCAGGGACCGCAUGACCGCCAGACAAUCGCUGGCCCACCGCUGGCUGCAACGUCCACCCACCUUGACCCCUCCGGAACCUGGCAUCACCCCGGCCGACGACAGCACCGAAGACCUGUCGAAAGUCAACAACUCGCCGAGGAACCUGCGCCGAUCUAUCUCCAAGAGCCGCGAAGUGCUCUCCGUCAAGGUCAGCAAGGGCAACCUGAAGAAGAACAUCUCUAAGUCACGGGAGCGACUGUGUGACCUCAAGUUCAGCCUUCCGAAGAGCCCGGACCAGUUCCCGUCCUGUCUCCGAGCUAGUACGUCCCGGCUUGCGGACGGAUCAGGCGGCAGGCCGCCGUGGAAAGGUGCCGGCGCCGGCGGGCCCACGAGCAGCGUCUCCACCUCGGCCAUGGACCGGGUCAACACGUUCAAGGUGCGGGACCAGUACCAGAGCCAGGUGGCGGCCAUUCUGAGCGGCAGCUGCCAGAGCCUGGACGGUGGCCCACCGCCGUUCGUGCGCCACAACAGCCUGCGCGGCCGCCGGAAGAGCUCAGCACAGAGCGGCGAGCCGGCCAACCUCCGGUCGUCACUGCGACGCACCAGGAACAAGGAGGGCGCUCUGAACCGGAAACACAGCACCCAGGCGGAGGACUGCAAGCUGGCGCCAGACAGCGACAAGAACAAGGAGCUGGGCAAGCGGUCCGUGUCGUCUCAUGAUGGGUCUGAGUCGAUCUUGCGCACUGAACGUCAGAGGCGCAGUUCAAGGAACGAACGGCUAACUUCUGUUGAGGAAAAGAAUACGCGAGAAGCUGUGGUUGAAACUCUUCAUGGUGAAAAUGGCAUGGUCGCGAAAUUAAAUAAUGACCAAAGCAAGGGCAUGGAAUCAAAUUCAACGAAAACAAAUUGCAAGACUAGGGUGGACGAUGACGACGAAAAAGAUGGCAUACAAUCCACCUCAGCUCCUACCCACGUAUUAGAAGAAUAUUUUGGUCCGGAAGGAACCGAACAGUCUUGUGUCUCAAAGAGUGAAAUUGGUGAUGCAUUUCUGUGCAGCACUGAUUCUCAGUGUAAUCGAAUCGCAAUGUAAAACUAAUGAAACUGGAACCCAACUUCAGCCCCACGGCACUGUUCACGGGGACGUCAGCUUGAACGACAGCGCCACCCAGGUAGAUUCAUCCCCCAGCCAGUCAUCAGAGGGCGGUGAAACACAGUCAGCUGAAGCGAAGAAAAAGUCACCAUCAAUGCCCACCAGCAAAACUUCACCGUCCAGGCGUUCCUGUGGGCCUGCGCCGACCAACGCAGCCCACGUCGGGUCACGCGACAGACGGACAGUCAGCCCGAGAAGACGAGCGAAUGCGUCCAGCGGCGCGCGCCAGUCGGUGCUAGAGCGCAGGAACACGGUGGCCACCCUGCCAACUCCGGUCGCCCCUGUGACGUCACUCCGUCGACAGGCGUCGCUGGACAGGCAGGAGCGCGGCGUCAACACCGUCACGGCCUCCACCUGCGAGCGAGCCGUCAACACGGACGCCGUCCGAUUGGCGGCCAUCAUAGACGAGGACGUGGUCUGGGAGCAGACGCAGGCGCUCGGGCCUCGCACUGUGCGCGGCCGGCCGGCCCUCGAACUGCCCCGCUCGCCGCCCACCCGACAGCGGCGCGAGUCGAGCGAGCGCAAACUGCGCGAGCCGAUCUUCGAGCGAUCAGCUCCGCUGCGCUCCAGCCGGCGCGACUCGUCCCGGCAGCAGAGGUCGCCUCAGCCGGCCACCUCCCGCGCCAGCUCCACCGACGGCGGACGCCGCUGGCGCAAGGCCUCGGCCGACGAGGACGGCAGGGCGCUCCGCAAGUCCUCCACUGACGAGGACGUGCGCCGAUUGGCUGUCCUUUCGGGGGUCAGGAUUGGGGGCUUCGGGGACAGGAAGUGGACGGGCUCUACCGAGAGUGGCAGGUGUCCCCGCAAACCCUCUGUGGACGAGGACGGAAAGCGUCUCCGCAAGUCCUCCACUGACGAGGACAUACAACGGCUGGCGGCUUUACCCUCGGGAGUAAAAAGCGAGAAAAGGACGAGCCCCACUGAAGGGGCCAGGAGUGCGCGCAAACUCUCGACGGACGAAGACGGUAGGCGCCUACGGAAGUCCUCAACCGACGAGGAUGUGCGACGGCUGGCGUCCCUGUUCGACGCUCGAGAGGAGAAGAGAGCGCCCCCGAUCGCGGAGAAGAGGACGGCACCAUUCCACCGACGCUCCAGCUCCCUGACCAGCGACUUGGGCAGCAGCGAGGUGUCCAGCGACGCCGGCAGCGAGUCGUACAACAUCGUAUCCUGGGAGGAGAAGGCCGAGCCGUCGGCCGGCGGCGGGCGGACC